Messenger RNA from Caenorhabditis briggsae, 315 nucleotides. The transcript has 2 exons. Lineage: Eukaryota; Metazoa; Nematoda; Chromadorea; Rhabditida; Rhabditidae. The record is from RefSeq and is a predicted model, not a curated record. The coding region runs from base 1 to 315 and encodes 104 amino acids.
AUGAAAUUGCACGUGGCCUUCUGUAUCUUCCUCGCAGUCAUCAUUCCAAUCUCAGCUUUGCAUUCGGAAAAUGAGCUCAAGGAACUGGAAGCCGUUCUGGAGAAAUUCCAGCCUGAAGCCUUGGAAGUUUUGGAGGAACUGAAAAAAGAGCAAAUCGAGCCGCUGGUCCCACAAAAUUGUGGCUCUAAAAUCCGUCUAAAAAUCUUAGGCACUUGUGGAGAAGUAACCGAGUGCAAAUCCGGAUAUCUUGCUCCAUUGGCCUGCCGCACCCACCUGAAUGAGAAAGUUUUCCAGGAACUUUGUUGCCCAAAUUAA